AUGAGAAGUAAGAGAAUAUGUGUUUAUACGAUUCUAGCAUCGAUAGCCAGGGCAGAAAUAUUUGUUCCAGAGGAUGUAAAUGAGAGUGAUCUGGCCAAUGCUAAUGCAGAGAAAUCUGAAGACAACUAUGCAUCACGAGAGGAUCCGUUCUCGGCCAGCUUGCUUCCUGAAGAAGAAAAUGACGAGUCAAUAAACAGCAACCGUUCAAACUUAAUUGAGAACGAGCAAAAUGAAGUGGGCAGCAAUCUCUCGGAAAGUGCAGAGCAGAACACUGAGCCCGACUUGACAAAAGAUAAUAAUGCGAAUGAUUUGCAGCAAGAUCAAACUGCAGAACAGAAUCCAAAUGUGUCUAAACUUGUGUCGUCAUCUAAAAUGGGCGUGCCCUACUGGACAGAGGUCGUUUUAAAUAAGCAGAAACAAAGUGUUUUGGUAAAUGUCAAAACAGUUACUAUUAUUGAGUCAGUUGCAGGAGCAAAGGUGUCAUCCAGUACUAGGGAUCAGACUCAGACGGCAGCAGACAAGAAAGAGAAGUCUGUGUCAGCUCCUAAGGUGGCAUCAGUCCACAGCACAUCAUCUCAAAGUGCAUCGUCUACACAAGCCUCUCCAUAUAUCAAAAUACAAAUGCCAACACCUCAUUCAUCUGUCUCAAAGCCAGCUACCCUGCAUAAAGCAUCGACCACAAAGACAAUAACAAGUAGCGUUGCCAAAAAAUCAUCUGCACCAGCCAAGAGUGCCUCAGCGAAGUCCUCGUCGGCUGUUAAAAGUGUCAGUCAAAAGUCUAAAUCUGCAUCUCAUUCAUCAGUGGUCAAAGAGGAUGCCUUCGCAAAGCAUUCUUCCAGCCGUGUGCCACAAAUUAAAACACCAGCAUCUACCAAAUCAGCAAAUGUGGAUACUAGUACAUCUGUGGGUUCCAUUUUCGAUAUUCUUAAAAAUCUGCCUUCUGGUGGCAAAGAAAGCGAGAGUGUGUUUGUAGAAGGUAGCUUUAAAUUCCCUAAGAAAAAAGAGAUCAAUGAUAAGGUUUUCAAGUUGAGUGGAUACAUUUCAACCAGCUAA
Molecule: messenger RNA, 1053 nt
Organism: Vittaforma corneae ATCC 50505
Lineage: Eukaryota; Fungi; Microsporidia; Nosematidae
Exons: 1
Coding region: 1-1053 (350 amino acids)
Source: RefSeq, a predicted model, not a curated record